This is a messenger RNA of Dentiscutata heterogama, 159 nucleotides long. Lineage: Eukaryota; Fungi; Glomeromycota; Glomeromycetes; Diversisporales; Gigasporaceae. The record is from the annotation of a GenBank genome assembly.
GCGAUUGGACCAACUUCACCCACUGGACCUAUAAACUGGAAACAUUGGGCUUACAGAUUUCAGUCGGAACGUCCAAGUCCAAGUUCAAUUCAAAUUAAUGGACCUAUAAGGGAGACCAACAUUGAUAGAGAUCCGUUGGAAAUCAAACCUGUAAUUUAA